This is a messenger RNA of Pollicipes pollicipes, 983 nucleotides long. RefSeq lists its product as uncharacterized. NCBI's taxonomy places the organism in Eukaryota, Metazoa, Arthropoda, Thecostraca, Pollicipedomorpha, Pollicipedidae. The record is from RefSeq and is a predicted model, not a curated record. The transcript has 2 exons. Bases 62 to 934 code for a protein of 290 amino acids.
GCGGCGGCGGCGACGGCGCCAACGGCGGCCCACUUCGGUUCUCCUGCUAGGCGACUCGCGCAUGCGCUUCCUCUACCAAAGUCUCGGAGAGGGCUGCAACGUCUCGACGCCGGUGCCCGAGCGCCCCGGAGAGCGGGGGAACACGACGGGGAUGGACGAGCGCACGCGGCCGGAGCGCUGGUGUGCCCGCGACCCGCGCUGGUGUCCGCUCAGGGCCGCAUCGCCGCUCCUCGCGCUGCGGUUCACGUGGCAGCCGUUCCUCAGCGCCCACGCCGUGCGGACGGUCACGGACACGGCGGUGACGUGCGAGCGCGAGCCAGCCCGCUGUCCGCACCUGGUGUUCCUGGACGCCGGCCUCUGGUACUCGUACGCCAUACGGCCCGACCUCGGCGGGCCGGAGUCACAGAGGGCGCUGCUGUUCCGGCAGCAGCUGGAGGACGCUGCGGAUGCGAUCCGCCGGCUCGCCCGGUGCACGCGGGUCGUGUGGCGACUCGACGAACGCGUCUUGUUCGAUUUGUUCGAAAAGGAUCGUCAGGGGAUACCGCUGCUGCUCGCGCUGCACGCGCUCGUGUACGAGCUCAAGUCUCAGGUACCGUCCCUGACGGUCUGGUCGUCCGGCCUUCCCGUCAGCACGGUGUUCGCGCGCCGGCUGUGCUUCCCCAUCCGGGACGCCCCUUGGCCGUGGAGCCCCGAGCACGCCCAGCGCUUCCACGCCGAGUGCGGCGACGCCAUCCACGGCAGCGCCAAGAUGCGCCGCCGCUACCUGGACACAGUGCUGGCCGACCUGUGCACGGACGACCAGGUGGCAGCACCGGACGAUCGGCCGCUGGCAAAGAUGGCGCUAGGGGACGACGGCGGCGCCGCGCCGUCGUCAAGGCCAUCUGCACCGAUGUGCUGCGGUGCGUUUCGCUCCGAUGAUGCUGAGUUGACUUGAUUACAGAGUUGUAAAUAAUAUAUGAAUAAAUAAUAACUGAAGCUUGGAA